CUGAGUGUCAGUCGCGUGGAGAGUGUUGAUUGUUAAACGGUGUAUACAUACACUCACGAUAUCGCAUAACUCAUACGGCCUCAUACGUGUACACUAUGCACUAUAUGGUCUAUUAAAUUUUCUCACAUCUGUCGCUUUUCAUCACGUGCUUGUUAAUUCUGCCUUGUGUCAUGUGAUCUUUCUCCAAAAUGAUUUUGCAUAGAUACGCGCGCACACAUAUGCAUAUGUAUAUAUAUAUGUCGAGGCGUUUCAGCCCUGAUUUAGUUGUGUCCAUGAAGAGAUACGGAUCGAAUCGUUUGAUAUAUGUCUACAGGCAUUGAAUAUCUCGAUUUCGUAGUCAAUGCUUUGACGCUUCGGACUUCUGCUUACUACUUUUGCAUUCGAUUGCUUGCGCGCGUAAAAGCGUCCUCCACCUACUAUUCGGAGUUACUGCAGUAUCUUUUUUACGAGCAGUAUCUUUAAUACUAGAUCUAUAAGUCUGUUUGUACGUUUAAUAAAAUACACGCGAGUUCUUUGUGAAACAGCGAAUGGAAUUUGAAACAAAAAUACGAUUAUACAGUUUGCCAAAUGCAAGAGGAUGUGUCCUAAAAUUUUACAUUUAUUCUAUAUAUUUUUUAUAUUUAAUGUCUUUAUAGACAUAUAAUUAUUACACAUAUUACACAACAUAUAUUUAUUACACAUAUUUAUAUACACGCAUAUAUACCUAUGACGCAUAAUGUUCAAUUCAAAGUGUGUAUAUGUGCGAAAGCUCGAGAUAAUUCUUACGUGUUACAUUUGCUGAUGCAACGUGAAAGCGAUUGAUGGCGGCUGAUGAGAUGUCAAAAAUAUAAUUUUAAAUUAAUCGUUUAAAUUUUUCAACCUCAAAAGAGCCGCGAUAAGUAAUGACUGCCGAACCGUCUAUUCGCUCGACAGAAGCGUUCACGAUGUUCGAUUUCGACGAGAUAAACAUCUUUGACGAUAGCAUAGAUGAGAUGGAUAUUAUUAGGAAUACGAUUAAUAUCAAAAAGCCGGAGGACGCUUUCUACAUCGCCGAUAUGGGUGGCGUUAUUCAGAGACAUUUGGAGUGGAUCAGCAAAAUGCCGAAAGUCACUCCGCAUUACGCGAUCAAAUGCAACUCGGAUCCGACGGUGAUCAAAGUUCUGGCGGCCAUGAAUGUUUGUUUCGAUUGUGCGUCUAUGCAAGAGAUAAGACAAGUAAUGCAGUACGGAGUGAAAGGCUCGCGGAUUAUCUUCGCACACCCGACCAAAUUACCGUCUCACAUCAAGUACUCGAACAAAGUGGGUGUCGAAAAGAUGACGGUCGACAGUGAGACGGAGCUGUUGAAGAUCCAAGAGAUCUUUCCCGAAGCCAAGGUCGUGAUACGCAUACGCUGCGACGCCAAGAACUCGCCGGUGUCGUUAGGCACAAAGUUCGGUUGCGAGCCGCACGAGGAGGCAGUGCGCUUAAUACAGCGCACCAGGAGCCUCGGCCUGAACCUGCACGGCUUCAGCUUCCACGUCGGCACGCCGUGCAGGGAGCUGGACGCCUACCGUCGCGGAAUCAAGAUGUGCGCGCGUCUGAUCGACGUCGCGAGGGCGACCGGCUGCCGCGACGUGCGACUAAUCGACAUCGGCGGCGGAUUUUCGGGCAAGUGUGGCGCCGAGAUCGACAGGCUCGCGGAGAUCAUUAACGACGCGAUUCAAGACCUUGAUCCCUCCAUAAGGGUCAUUAGCGAGCCCGGACGGUAUUAUGUGGGUGCGAACUUCACGCUGGCUUCGUAUCUGCACUCGAAACGGAUCACUCGCGAAAACGGCGAGCUGAAGAGGAUGUAUUACAUGAACUGUGGCGUGUACAAUUCAUUUCUGGAUGAACUGUUGGGUCUGCAGUGCCGAACGCCGCGGUUGCUCUUCGAGCCGACGAACAAUGAGAAAUUCUCCUCGAUCUUAUGGGGACCGACCGCGGACUCGUACGAUUUGAUUGUCAAGGACGUGUCGUUGCCCGAACUUUACGUGGGUGACUGGUUAGUUUGGAAAGAUAUGGGUGCUUACACGUUAUCUCUUUCCAAUAAGUUCAAUGGCUUCCCGAUUCCAGCCGUAAUACCGUUCGCCAGAAGAAGCCAAUGGGACAGUUUUUUGAAGCACAUCGGCCUGAAGUGAAAGCGCGUUCUACCUCGAAAGGCAGCGCAUUGAACGGUAUCACACUUCAUCGGAAACGACGCACACCGGAAACUGCCGACAAAAUUCGAGGAUCACGACAAACGUCGACAGCGUUUUGACGGAAUUUCGAUAAUUGAUUUUCGCAUCCUUUUAAUUCAUAGGACGACUUGCCUAGAUUACAUAAUUAGAUUCUGAGUUUGUAAGUUAUUGUAAUUUUUAUUUGUAAUUUCUUUUAACCGUAAUCAUCAUUUGUUAUUAUUUUGUUCUUGCUCUGUCAUUUCACGCGAAACAAACUGUGGUAACGAAGUAUGUAAAAUAAAACGAAAAUACUAAUGAGAUCACCCUAA
Molecule: messenger RNA, 2482 nt
Organism: Odontomachus brunneus
Lineage: Eukaryota; Metazoa; Arthropoda; Insecta; Hymenoptera; Formicidae
Product: ornithine decarboxylase 1-like
Exons: 7
Coding region: 882-2135 (417 amino acids)
Cellular component (GO): cytoplasm
Molecular function (GO): ornithine decarboxylase activity
Source: RefSeq, a predicted model, not a curated record